CGGUUAAACCGUAGUAGUAUAUAUUUACGGUUAAACAUCGAAAAGAUUUGAUUCAUGCCCAUUAAUUCUGUCAUCGUUCCACCGCAUUAGCAAAGCCAUUAUAUAAUGGCUCUGGUAUAGGGUAAGUCUUCAUUUACGGUUCCACGAAAUGCGAAAUUUGAGCAGCGACACUCGCAGCGGUCAUACAUGCGACUCCACUCCGCGAGGUUUGUUGGUUUUGUUUCUUACAAGCAGACAAGUGUCAGACGCUGAUGGACUUCGAAUCUCAGUGAGCGGCGUGUAUUUAUUUGUAAAUCGUCAUGUUGCGGGUUAGAAAUCGGUUGGGAUGGCCUCGGAGGACUUAUCAAAAUAUUACCGGGAGAAGGAAGUUAUCAACUACCGCAUCUAACUCUAGCAGCCCCGUUGUUAUUGCGGGCGCAACAGUUUUAUCUGGUGGUUUAGUUGCAGUUGGUGCUGCUUGGCAGUUUCCGUCGUUCAGAGAAAGUGCUGAAUUGAAUUUUCCACCUGCAAAAUACUUAUUUAAUCCCAUUUUGGGGCCGCUGAAUAAAUCGAUAGAAGCUGUCCCGAAAAUUAAACAGUCCAACAGAAAAGUAGGUGAUGUCUUUGAAUCAAGUUUGAAAGAGGCAAGAAAAAUUAAAGAAAAGACUGAAGCGAAGUUGGAAGAUGAAAAAGUGACUGCUUCUCAUGAUGAGAGACAGGAAAUUUUAUCUAAACAACCAAUUGAAGAUGAAAGUUCUGCAACCGGUGGUAUUUUGUCAGAGUCUGAAGUGAAUAUUCCCCAAGCAGUAUCUGAACCAGUUCCAGAAAUGCCGACUUUAACGAAUGAUGAGAUACAACCAAUAAAAGAGCUAGUGACGGACGUUGAAACUGAACAGAUUGGUGAAAAAGAAAUACAGAAUGCACCACAGUUGUUGCCUGUUACAACACCAAGUGAUUCUUUACCAGAUAAAGAUGGGAAUCAUUUAGAACGUACACCUGAAGAAGUCUCACAUAAUAUCAUAAAACUGGAGGAAGAUGUUAUUGCAGAUACUGCUGCAAUAUUGACAAUACUGGAUGACGCUUUGUCAUCUUGUGCACAACGUUGCUUGGAGGCUAUCGAUAGUAACCUAGAAGCAUCUAAAGCGAUUGCUUUACAUACAUCUCUUCUUAAAAGUGCUAUGGAUGAAAAGGAAACCAGUUCUGAGGAAAAGAAAAAUCAGUGGACGGAUGUUUCAAGAGUUCUUGAGCAAAAAUCGAGACUCCAGCAGGAGGCAGAAAACCUAAGCCAAGAUGCUCGACAGGAAUUAUCAAAAUUGGGUGCGAUUAUAUCUGAAAUUAAACGGUUCAAUAAUUCAGAUGCAAAGCAAAAAAUAAUUAGUGCUGAAGAAAACUGUAAUGCUAUGCGCAAGGAAUUAGAAAAUGCUUGUAGAGAAGUCAAUAUUAAGCUUUCAGAGUCACAUGUUAUUUCACAAUACAAAGAUUUGAUCGAAACAGCAAAAGAACAAUUUCGUCAGGAGCUUAUGUCUGUCAUGCCUGAUGUUAACGUUGAGUCUGGGUGGCGAAAAUUGAGCCAGAAGCUUUCUCAAGACGAUCUUAAUGCCCUGAUUGCCCAUGCGCAUCGUAGAGUUGAUCAAUUGCAAAGAGAACUUGCAGAGGAGCGUGCAAUAUCAGUGAGCAGAAUGGAGAUGGCUGUACGAGCAGCAAGGGAAAAGUGGGACGAGCAGACUGUUAUAGAAACUGAAAGAAAAAUGGAAUUGCUAAAGCAGGAAAGUGAAGUCGAAUAUGAAAAAAAACUUGAAGAAGCAAGACAAACUUUUGAACGAGAAAUGAGAGUGCAACUGAAACGGCAAGCUGCAGCGCAUUCUGAACAUCUUGCUGACAUGCUUGGAAUACAGGAAAAGCAAGUCAGGAAAGAACUGGAUAUGGAAAUGAAACAAAAACUGGAAGAACAGGAGGAAAAUUUCUUAGCACAAAUGGAAAAGGUAAAAGAAAAGUAUGAAGAUGAAUUGCAUGAAAUAACGGAUAAGUUUCAGUUUGAAUUGAACAAAGCACUUUCAAAAGUAGCGGGUAUUGAAACUGCAAUUGACGGUCGAGCACACAUUGAGAAUGAGUCUCGAAAGGCACAAGAGUUAUGGCUUGCUUGCGAAGCUCUUCGAAUUGCUGUGCAAUAUGGUGAUGACGGUAGACCAGUUCCUCUGGAAAAGGAAUUACAGGCUAUUUCACAAGUUGAUGGUAUAGAGUCGCAGAUAUUAGAAGUAAUUAAAGCAUUUCCUGAGCGUGCUAGCGACUCUGGUGUUUACCCUGAAGAAGCGAUACGUCUUGCUUUCAAGCAAGUAUCAAAAAUGUGUAGACGUCUGUCUCUGAUCAACGAAACAAGAAAUUCAUUUUUUUCAUAUUUUCUUUCAUAUUUAAAGUCACUUUUAAUCGUAAAUCGUGCCCAAGCAGAGCCUCCACAGAAUUUGGAUCCUAAAGAGUUAGAUACUUUUAAAAUUUUGUCCUAUGCGGCGUAUUGUUUGGAUCGUGGUGAUUUGGAGCAAGCUGCAAGGUUUAUGAACCAACUUAAAGGUGAAUCAAGAAGAAUUGCUGAGGGAUGGCUUAAAGAAGCUAGAUUAUUGCUUGAAACCAAACAAACCUUGCAAGUUUUAUCAAGCCUUGCAUCUGCGUCAAGUAUCGCCGCAAAUUUAGAAGUAUGAGAAUGGUCGAAAUUUAUAGCAGCAUCUUUUUUCAUCAAACUCAGAUUUACAAAUGUUUAUAUCUGCAUGUUUUGAAAUUUAUGUUGUCAACUGUAAUAUUUUGGUGAAAUGCUAUUUGAUUUUUUGUUUGUCAGUGAGGUUUAUCACAUCUUUCUCCAGACCAGGCUCUGUGCAAGCAGCCAUUGAUAUGUAAUGAGCCAUGGAACAGUGAGAUUUUCCUUUUUGAAAUAGCCCAGAAAAUUUGGAAGCGUUUUGUGAAGUGGUGGGCAGAAAGAUCUCAAACCUGUGACACCAACAUAAUGAAUAAUAAAUCUUAUGUGUUAGCCACUAGGAUCAGGGUGCAUGCUUUAAUAAGUUGAAAGUAUUGCUUUCUUUUUUGAUUAUUUAAAUGUCAAUCUGAUAAAAAUAUGUUAAAUCUG
Messenger RNA from Styela clava, 3091 nucleotides. RefSeq names its product MICOS complex subunit Mic60-like. Lineage: Eukaryota; Metazoa; Chordata; Ascidiacea; Stolidobranchia; Styelidae. Gene Ontology annotation, cellular component: MICOS complex. The record is from RefSeq and is a predicted model, not a curated record. Gene Ontology annotation, biological process: cristae formation.